This is a messenger RNA of Letharia columbiana, 2337 nucleotides long. RefSeq lists its product as uncharacterized. Gene Ontology annotation, cellular component: NatC complex. Lineage: Eukaryota; Fungi; Ascomycota; Lecanoromycetes; Lecanorales; Parmeliaceae. Gene Ontology annotation, biological process: N-terminal peptidyl-methionine acetylation. The transcript is spliced from 11 exons. The record is from RefSeq and is a predicted model, not a curated record. Bases 1 to 2337 code for a protein of 778 amino acids.
AUGAAUUUCGAAGUCGUCAAAGACCUCAUGGCGGAUUUUUCGAAGCUCAGCAGCGCACCGGAUCACCACGACGUGCGACAGCAGCAUCACUCUCCGCUUCCCCCACAAUCAAAGAGCAAACGUAUUGUGACUCAGAAUGUUACCUCCGAGUUCUUCGCCGCCGCAUCAGCUCUCAAUACCGGUCAACUUGUUAAAGAUGAAUACUUCACUCUAUUCGAAGCAGUGGGAGCACUGGAGAUCAUGGAUCCUAAGAUGGAUAGCGGUUUCUUGACAUCUGGUGAAUCCGUAGAGCAUGAUUACGAUGUCCUGAGAGAGCUACUACCAGAGGAGGUCCUCGGAAUCAUGGACCAAAUGUUAUGCUUUGAGAUGACGUGGCACAUGGGACAUCCUCUUUCACAGUCGUUGUUUACUUCAGCAUAUAUCGAUCAACUUCUCUGGCCCGAUCCCAAGACAUUGGAGCAAGCUCGUUUUGAGCGGGACAAGACGUCCGGACCAGGGAAUAAGCUGCUACACCUAGUACUUCGGGCAUAUUGCCUGGGCCUAGUCAAAACUUGCGACUUUGUACGUAGGAGAAUCAUGUCCGAGCAUUACUACGAGGAAGAAGACUUUGUGGUGAGUCUGUACCAUCGGAAAUUGCUCGACGACUUCGAAUUGUCCGAUAUAUCUACGAAAAUAGAGGAUGCCAUGGCGUUUGUCACUAAAGAAAUAGAGUCGAUGGAUCGUCCCUUCAGAGACGCCCUCCUCAAUCGGCUACAACUUCGAAAAACGUUGCUGUCUGCUGUCCAAUCAGAUGGAUUUUUGGAUCGUCAAAGAGCGAGGCUAUGGGAGAGGUGCCUCGAGCUACUUCCCAUGCUUUCGCAGACGAAUAAGCUUGGUGUGCCGAUAGAGAACUCUUUCGGCAUAAAGAUACAGCGUAAGCUAGCUAGCAGCGUGCCUCCGCGACCAAUAGUCAGGAUCAGCUUUGACGAGGCUCUCUCACGAUUAAGUGGUAUCUGUCAGAACGGUAGGGAUGCUUACCGAAUCCUGGAUUCUCAGGCUGGAACUCGUCUCAUGACGUUCGUCUUGACAUACCAAUCUCGAAUACCACAACCUUCCAUUUACAUACGAUGCUUACUGCAGUCACUGGUUUUCAGCGAGAUGAGGGUACUUGGGACCAUAUCAUUGAAGCAACUUCUCUUUGAUGAUUUCGAAGAACUUGUGCUGCCUGCAGAUAUCCUUGUCGACCCAGCCAAUGGUGACAUCGAAGCGCCCCAAGAUCCUAGGUUUCAGAUCUCGAAGAGGAUGGAUGCUUUCGUGACAAAAGCUGCGGAUUGUUUUCUCAACAUAUCUAGAAAUCUAUGCCUGAACAGAUCUCGAUUACGACGCAUCCUUUGUCGCGAUGCUGUUGAAUGGGAGAAUCUACAGUUCGAUGCUGAAGGGAUUGACACCGAACUUCGCAAGUACACCAAAGAAGAGCCGAUUAGGGAACUAAGUGCGCCAAACGAAGAGAUAUGGUCGUUUCCCCUGUCGUCAUGGGCGUAUUAUUACAAAUUGCGCCAGAUGGAGUGGAUCGUGCAGAUGGGCUUCGAGCUAGACAUCUACCAAGUUGACGAGCUAGCUGGAAUGUAUUGGUAUCUGCAGCAUCUGGCAAGCACUCGGCUUCAGCACAUAGAGCGUAUUCGAACUUUCAGCGCGCACAGGCUUAAGCGCAUCGCCAACCCAACGCUCAAGCAGAAGACAUCAUUUCGCCGUUCGUUCUCUUUCCUGGAUUUCGCUACGCUUGAGGCAUCGGCGACUCAAUCUUUUGCCGAGGGUCUCUCCUGUCUCUUCUCAUUCUUAGCUCAUCUAGGACUUAUUCCUGCUCCAUACCAUCCUUUGCCGUACGGCACGCCAGCGCUUCGCUAUUCUCUCCGAGUGCAGCCCUUUCUUUCUGUGUCUCUCCCUGAGGUGCCGUCUUAUCCCGAAUUUGCAUCUCGUGUUUCUCUUCACACUCUCGAGAGAGAUGCAGGAGAUCCUUCCCAUCAGACAGCAUCCACAAAGAUUGAAACCAACGAUCAAGCGGUUGCAAUCCUGGACUUUGCAGAUCAAGCGUUGAAAGCAGCCAGAAAGGAUUGGGAAGCUAUCAGCAAGACGAAAGCCGAGACAGCACGGUGCGUUGGAUGCGAAGACUGGUGGAGAGCCUCGGUCAAGAACAUCGUCAGAGCUUGCAUCACAGCAAACAUAAUGAUUGCAACAUCAAAGAAGGCCAUGUCGAAAGCAGCGUCCCAGGACGCACGGGAGAUCCUAAAAGUGGAAGUGGCAAAGAGUAAUGAGCUCUAUCACGCUUGGUGGAUGGUACCUCGGAUUUUGCCGAAGUGA